AAGCAAAGUCUUCUGGCCUUACAAUUAUAUUGUUUCUCAAUCGUAGCUGAGGCCCUCGUUUCUCUCUCUGAUAAUUCAUUGCUCGAAGUCUGAAAAAUCUUGAUUUUCUUCGUCCUUUGAAUCCUCAGAGCAAAAGGGUCGGUCUGCAUAGUCUUGAGGUCUGUGUCUUGGUAAUUAUGGCAUCCAAACGGAUCUCGAAGGAGCUCAAGGAUUUGCAGAAAGACCCUCCUACCUCUUGCAGUGCGGGCCCGGUGGCUGAGGACAUGUUUCACUGGCAAGCAACAAUUAUGGGGCCUGCAGAUAGCCCAUAUGCUGGAGGCGUGUUUCUAGUUUCUAUUCAUUUUCCUCCGGAUUAUCCUUUCAAACCCCCUAAGGUUGCAUUUAGGACAAAGGUAUUCCAUCCAAACAUUAACAGCAAUGGAAGCAUAUGUUUGGAUAUCCUCAAAGAACAGUGGAGUCCUGCAUUAACCAUAUCUAAGGUGCUGCUAUCUAUAUGUUCUCUGUUGACGGACCCCAAUCCUGAUGAUCCACUUGUCCCUGAAAUCGCUCACAUGUACAAGACAGACAGAGCCAAGUAUGAAGCCACUGCUCGCAGUUGGACGCAGAAGUAUGCCAUGGGAUGAAGGUGAAGUAGCUCCCAGGAUUAGUAAGAGGCUGCAAAUGCAUGGAUUCCAUCUCCUUUGGGUAAAAAAUGGAAAUGGGAAUGCCUUUUCUUUUUCUGGGAACUUAAAAUUCGCAGGGAACUUGGUUCUUAUUUUGUGAAUAUUCAUUUGAAGAUAUUGGAGAUGGAAGAAAAAAAAAAAAAAAAAAACUGUAUUGUAUUUGCUGCUAAGUUCAUGUCAAGUGAAUGCUCUGUUUGUUUCUUGCUACUCUUAAUGUUUUAAGUAAUAAUCCUUGUUGGGAACAAUUGCUUCUGAAA
Messenger RNA from Ziziphus jujuba (common jujube), 919 nucleotides. Its product is annotated as ubiquitin-conjugating enzyme E2-17 kDa. Gene Ontology annotation, biological process: protein polyubiquitination. Gene Ontology annotation, cellular component: nucleus. The transcript is spliced from 5 exons. Lineage: Eukaryota; Viridiplantae; Streptophyta; Magnoliopsida; Rosales; Rhamnaceae. The record is from RefSeq and is a predicted model, not a curated record. Gene Ontology annotation, molecular function: ubiquitin conjugating enzyme activity. The coding region runs from base 177 to 623 and encodes 148 amino acids.